Blepharisma stoltei is the source of this 432-nucleotide messenger RNA. Lineage: Eukaryota; Ciliophora; Heterotrichea; Heterotrichida; Blepharismidae. The record is from the annotation of a GenBank genome assembly.
AUGGAGCCAUCUUAUUUUAAAAGUCCUUUAUAUCGCUAUUACACUCCUUUUACCUACAAGUACCAAGAUGACCCACCUCUCUUAAUCCGCAUGCACACAAACAAACUAUUUUUAGUAUUUUUGUCAGAAAACCACCCCAUUAAAAACGAAAAUGUCCUCGAAGUGAAAUUCAUACACAACACAGAUGGCUUGUCAGGUAAAAGAAAAAGAAACGCUCCAUUGCUUCAGCCUGCCACAAGACUUGCAGUUGUAAGAACAGAAAAUUUCACCUAUGUUAUCAGAGCUGGCGUUGAGGGGAAAUUAAUAGAGCUAAAUGAGCUUCUUUUAACAAACCCUAAUUUAUUAAAAGAGCCAGAAGGAUAUUUAGCAAUAAUGAUGCCACCUCUACAAAAAAUAAGUUCAAUAGUGAAAAGGCUGACUGAGGAUAAAUAA